Molecule: messenger RNA, 321 nt
Organism: Prunus armeniaca (apricot)
Lineage: Eukaryota; Viridiplantae; Streptophyta; Magnoliopsida; Rosales; Rosaceae
Source: the annotation of a GenBank genome assembly
AUGCGUAAUGACGUUGUUCUUUUCCUGCCCGAGAGGAUUCAAGAAAUACCAUACGGAACAAAAAGUGCAGCCAGAAAAGCCGGGGGAUGGGGAACUUCAGCUUCUUAUAAGAUAAAUGUGUCGUUUAUGGAAAUGAUGACCCUUGUACUUUCUCGGGAAACUUGGCGUUGCAGGGCAUAUGAUUCAGUGCAUGGAUGGGGAUUGGAUUUUUCUCUCAGAAGAUCUAUAGAGUUGAUUGUUCAUCAAGUAAUUCCUUCUGUUGGGAGCCAGAAUGAUUUGGUACAUGAAUGGGGAUUAGAUUUUCUCUCAGAUGAUCUGUAG